Molecule: messenger RNA, 2193 nt
Organism: Eurytemora carolleeae
Lineage: Eukaryota; Metazoa; Arthropoda; Copepoda; Calanoida; Temoridae
Gene: Flo2
Product: flotillin-2
Exons: 16
Coding region: 62-1348 (428 amino acids)
Biological process (GO): protein localization to plasma membrane; regulation of myoblast differentiation
Cellular component (GO): plasma membrane
Source: RefSeq, a predicted model, not a curated record
AAUUUUUUGUUUUUUUUAUAGAUGUUUUUAGUUUAGAUAGAAAACAAAAUAAAAUAUAAAAAUGGGAAAUGUUUACACAACAGGGCCUAAUGAGGCCAUGAUUAUUUCAGGAGGAUGUUGUGGGUCUACGUCUAAGAAUACUGUGGUGGGAGGAUGGGCCUGGGCCUGGUGGCUGGUGACAGACGUCCAGAGAUUGUCCCUGGAAGUUAUGACCUUGAACCCUGUGUGUGAGAAUGUAGAAACUGCCCAGGGUGUUCCCCUCACAGUUACAGGGGUAGCACAGGUGAAGAUCAUGAAGAACCCCGACCUGCUCCACACUGCCUCCGAGCAGUUCCUUGGGAAGAAGGAGCACGAAAUCAAAUCUACUGUUCUUCAGACACUAGAGGGUCAUCUUAGAGCCAUCCUAGGAACAUUGACAGUAGAAGAAGUUUACAAAGACAGAGACCAAUUCGCAUCCUUAGUUAGAGAGGUUGCUGCCCCUGAUGUUGGUAGAAUGGGAAUAGAAAUCCUUUCAUUCACGAUUAAAGAUGUUUAUGACAACGUGACCUACUUGGCCUCCCUGGGUAAAGCGCAGACUGCCGCGGUCAAGAGAGAUGCUGAGAUUGGUGUAGCACAGGCGAAUAGAGACGCAGGAAUUAGAGAGGCUGAAUGUGAGAAGGCAGCCAUGGACAUUAAAUAUAGUACAGACACCAAGAUCGAGGACAACAGUAGAGCGUUCAAACUUCAGAAAGCAAAUUUUGACAGCGAGGUUAACACUGCGAAAGCAGAAGCUCAGUUGGCAUAUGAGUUACAAGCUGCCAAGAUUCAACAAAGGAUCAGACAAGAAGAAAUCCAGAUUCAGGUUGUUGAGAGAAGAAAACAGAUUGAGAUCGAAGAUCAGGAGAUCAAGAGAAAGGAGAAGGAACUGAUCGCUACGAUCAAGCUUCCAGCUGAAGCUGAGGGUUAUAAAGUCCAAACUAUUGCUGAAGGAAACAGGACUAAAAUGGUUGAGGCUGCAAGAGCAGAUGGAGAGAAAAUCCGUCUGAUUGGAGCAGCUGAAGCUCGUGCUGUGGAAGCUGUCGGUCGGGCCGAGGCAGAGCGCAUGCGCAUGAAAGCAUCCGCGUACAAGCAGUACGGAGAUGCCGCAAUCCUUGCGCUGGUCCUGGAGGCUCUCCCACAAAUUGCAGCGGAGGUUUCUGCUCCUUUGGCCAAGACGGACGAAAUUGUGUUAAUAGGAGGAGCUGAUCGUACAACAAAUGAGAUUAAUAAAUUGCUGGGAACCCUGCCUCCAGCAGUUCAAGCUCUUACAGGAGUUGAUCUUACCGGGGCUCUCGGCAAGAUUCCCGGCGCUACAAUGGUUAGAAACUAAAACAAACAUUUGAAAAACCCUGAACACUCCCUUGAAACACUAAACUACUUGUGUUCAAAGGCUAAGUAGUCUGUGUGUUCAAGAUCCUGUGUUCAACUAAAUUUGUGUUCUAAUUGGUGAAUGAAUGUGUACAUACUCAAGUUUGGUGAAUGAAUGAUACAUUUUGUUGAAGUCAUGUACAAUGUACAGAAGUGAUGGGCUCCUAACAAGUACAUAUUGUACAUAGCCCGCACCAUGUCCAACUAUCAACGUGUUCUGCAAAAAAUGUUGUUCAACCCUUUCUUUUCUAACGAAAAUCCGGGAAUCCAUAUUUUUGGAAAACCAAUACAGAUUCAAGACUACUCAUUUCCGGAAGCUUAAAUCGCCAUUAGAGAACUUGUGUCUUAUCACACUAGUUUAAGCUCUGAUCUCAACUGAAAGUCAAGAUCAAAAGUAAGCUUUGAUCUCAAUCUGAAGUCGGGCUAAAAAAUAGGCUUUGAUCUCACUCUAAAGUCAAGAUCAAAAUAAGCUUUGAUCUCACUCUGAAGUUAAGAUCAAAAAUAAGCUCUGAUCUCAGUCUUAAGUUAAGAUCAAUAAUAAGCUUUGAUCUCACUCUGAAGUCAAGAUCAAAAAAAAAACCUCUGAUCUCACUCAGAAGUCAAGAUCGGAAGUAAGUUUAGAUCUCACUUUAAAGUCAGGAUCAAAAAUAAGCUCUGAUCUCAGUCUGAAGUCAAGAUCAAAAAUAAUCGUGGAAAUCCGCUUUUUGAACUCCUGUGGUUAUUCUAAUAAACAAAAUAUAACUUUAAUGUCACUCAAACUAAUUCUGUUAAAUUUAAUAUCUUGAAAAUAAACAGCUUUCUCAUCGA